GCCAUCGCCGGAUCGUGCGGUAGUGAACGUGAGCUGUAGCUGAGCUAGUUGCUGCUGCUGACGGUGACCAAGUGGUUAGCGCAGACAAAAGAAACAUCCGCAAGGGGGUGUGAAAGAAAAAGCAAGCAAGACAAGGAGAGAGAGAGAGAGAGAGAGAGAGAGAGAGAGAGAGAGAGAGAGAGAGAGAGAGAGAGAGUGAGGUACAGGAUGGAUGAACCGUUGCUCGCAAGGUGUGUUGCCAUUAUGUCGCUCCUCAUUCUGGCCGGUGCGAUGCAGACCGAUACCGAUCGCUCACGGAAGACGCCACUGCCUGCACCGGCUGCUUUUCUCACAACCAACAAGUGCGAUGAUUCCCACCCCUUGCUCCUGGCUCCCGAGGCACCGUACGAUGUCAGCACUCUACCGGACUGUGGUUGCCCAUCGGGAUACACGGCGCUCCUGCUGGAGUAUGAGCGUACGGUGGGAGGCAGUACACUUUGUGCGGCCCUCUGGUCACCGGGCCCGUCGCACGAGGGUUGCAUCGCCGCCGGUACCACCACCGACUACUACGAUCUACCGAUGGGAGAACGGCGCUGGGUCCGGGAUCUGCUGCUUGAGCUGGGCGUGUCGGAGUUUUGGAUUUCGGCACGGAUGCUCACGCCACAGGGUCCCCUGGUACGCCGUCUACCCGGUGCCAGCUGGAACCGACCACUGUUGGUAUCGUCAAUCCAACGUCAGCAUCUCGAGCUCGAUCUGAACGCGCCGAAUUCCGACGACGGAGACUGUGCCGCUGUCGGUGGUCCCGAUUACGAGCGCAUCUUUCUCGCUAACUGCUCCCGGGCGCUGCCACUGCUGUGUUUGGUUCGGUUACCAUCGCUACUGCAGCUCAAUUGCCGGAAAGGUGAACUAACGACCCGGUACCGUGACAGUACAGUGCAGCAGCAGUGCUAUGCCGUGCUGCCUAUGAAAGACCGGGACCGCUACCCGUUGGCUGACUAUCGGCUGUUCGUGGUGGACAGUGCCCGUAAGGCGCAACUGCUGCACGAUCUGCUUGGGCGUGCGUCGAAGAGCGGGAAGGGCUGCCGCACGCCGUACUAUAUCGAUGUGACCAAGGGCGAAAGUCCGGCCGGUGCCAGCUUGACCGAGCUGACGGUCGGUGUGGAAAAGUCCCACAACUGUCUGGUGGUGCAGCGCGAUGCUUGCGAUGGAUUGCCGGAGUGGACCGGCACCGGCGUACCACCGGCCAUGCAUCUGUACUUCGACCAGGAACGCCACAAGCUGCUGCUGACCGUGUACGGGCAGCGGUGGUUCUGGCGCGAGAAGCAGUCGACCCCCGGUUUCACCUGCUACACCGAUGCCGGCAGCGAUCUGAUCAAUCCGGUUCGGGUGCGUACGGUACGGGGGUACGGGAAGGCGCGGGCACGGCAACGUCGUGCCCAUCCUCGAGGCAAUCCCACCCCCAGCACGGAACGCGAGCCCGACGAGGAGUCGGCGCUGGAGCUGACCGAACGCAGUCUGUACGAGCUGACGCUGGUAGCCGGGCAGCCCGGGCAGUACUGGUGCGAGGCGCACCUGCUGCCUAACUUUACGCACCUCGUCACACCGGCCACGUACGCCUACCGGAAGGUGGAGGGUAGAUUGUUUUUCGCGAUCACGCUGGACGCGCGCACACCGGAGGCGAUGCGCCCGAAGGAGUACCGGGCGCUGGUGAAGGACACCCUGAAGCGGCACCGGCAUCUGGCGAAGGUAAAAGACGUUUACGGUGCGCUCAAGGACAUGCAAGUGCGGCAGGCGAUACCGCUACGUGAUCGCGCCGUAGGGCAGCCGGCGAUCGGCAAACAGAGCGAGAUCCCGGUUCGCCUCGUGCUGCACCUAGCGAUGGCACGUAUCGAGGACUGGAGCCAUUUCACGGGCGCCUGGGAAUACGAGGAGAACGUGAUCGCACUACCAGAACCGUAUCUGGCCAUCUAUCGGAUGCGCCAGUGUUUGCGCGAUGCCUUCGAGAUGGUGGCCAGCAGCAACAGCAGUGACGCCGCUCCGUUCCGUGUGCUUGGGGUGAACAGCACCGAGUACUGUCUACCGGAUCGUCUAUCAGGACCGUCAGCGCACGGGCACGUCUGGUGGACGGCCCGGCUCGGGGAAACGAUUGCACCCCAGAACCUGUGCGUGGUCGAGCGGUUCGGUUUGCCACCGACGCGCCACUGUCAGGGUGACUAUCUGUACGGAUGUGCCUGGAACCACGACGACGACGACGACCGGCAGCAGCCUGCGACCGGCCCCAACCGUCGGUUACAGUGUGCACCGAUCCAGCCGACAACGACCGGUGCCCUGUACCAGUAUAGUGCCGCACCGCUCAACGACACACAGACGGUACGGGAGGCCCUCGGUACCAUCGAGCAGGUACUGUCCGGAUCGGCCACCCUCAUACCGGCCGAUCUGUUCUACAUCGCCAAAACGCUCGACAAUGCGCGCGAUGGACUGUUGCUACCGGCGCUGCUCACCGAUCCACAGCUCUACUGCAACAUCACCGCCAUCAUGAGCCGCAUCAUGUACGUCAACGACUCGCUGGUGACCGUUUCGCAGCGUGCCCUCAACACCACCAACAUACUGCUGUACGCGACCGAAACGAUCGUGAAUCAGCUGUUACCGGAGACGCUCGUUACCGGGAGUGUCGCCCGAUCGUUGCGCUACGACUGUGAGCAAGGCCGAACAAGUGGUAUCCAGUCCCUUGCUGAGACCGCGACCGAGCACGGUGGUACGGUGGUGUUCCGGAGCGCCCGGUUGAUUGUGUUGAUAGCGGAUCCGACCGUAGCGAACGUCUCCGGGGUGGCACUGUUCCGGGUGGCAUCCGUUCUCCCAGAAGAAGAGUUCUCCCAUCACGGGGAGGACGAUUUUACCAACUACACGCUGAAGUUCCUGUAUGCCAACCAAUCGCAGGAGGCACUGCUGGAGGACGAGGGCCUCGAGAUCGGUGCAUUCAUACCGCAGUCCGUCCUCGACGGGCUAGCAACACUGUAUAGCGCCAUGCAACACACUACCAUCGAGGAAGAACAGGAGGAUACGGCAAAUGAGCAGCAGCAGGAGGAGGAGAAGGAGGAGGAGGAAGAAAUGGAGGAGAUCGGUACGACCACAGAGCGGUUGGUGGUGACAGCAUCACCAUCAUCACCACCACCACCACCACCACCGGUGCGCAUCGUCAUCACCAUCUACUACAACGACCGGGCAUUCCGGGAGACCCGCAAUGGGACGAUUGCGCGCCCGAACGCCAAAAUCAUCAGCGUCAGCCUGCCGGGCUAUGGUUCGCGUAUGCCGGACGAGAUACCGAUCUUUACCCGGGAGCACCGAGCCAGCAGACAGCGAAACGAAACCGGCCGCUGCGGUUACUGGUCGUUCGAGCGGCGCGACCGCGAGUUUGGCCGCUGGGCGUACGAGGAGUGCCGGUUGCGGGGGGAGUCGGGGGCGCGCAAACUGUGCGCCUGCUACCAUCUGACGUCCUUCUCGCGCCUCACGAUGGAUACGCAGCUGGUGGAAUCGGUCGGUGUCUCGCAGAAGCUGAUCGCCGAUCAGGCAUCGUACGCCCUGGACGUGAUCACCGCGAUCGGUUGCUCGCUGUCGCUGCUCGGUGUGGCGGGUAUCGUCGCGACCGCCCUCCUCUUCCCUUCCUGGCGCUCGAAGGCGAGCAGCAAGAUACUGCUCCAGCUGUCCGGUGCGAUCGCCAUCGAGAUGAUCAUCCUGUUCGUCGAGGGUCCGGACAUCGAUGUGCGGCGCAUCAGCCGGAUCGAGUGUGCCCUGCUUGGCAGCACCCUGCACUACAUCAUUCUCGUCACCUUCCUGUGGAUGCUGGUGACAGCGUACCUGCAGUUCCAGCGCUACGUGAAGGUCGUCGGUCGGCUCCGACCGUCCCACUUCAUCCUGAAGGCGACCACCCUCUGCUGGGGGUUGCCGCUCGUACCGGUCGCCACCUUUCUAGCGGUGGACCAUGCGCUCUAUCUGAAGCGUGACAACCUGUCGGACAUUUGCUACCCGCACGGGGCGGCCCUCUGGUACGGGUUGCUGCUACCGAUCGCCGUCAUCAUACUGCUCAACUUUGUCAGCUUCGUCGUCGUGCUGUACCACAUCUGCACAAUCCGCACGGAGCGGAAUCGACCGGCGGUGGCGGCGACGGCGACGACGGCGACCGGUAAGGUGACCGAGCACGACCUCACGCUCGCCCAGCUGCGCCUCUCCGUCUUUCUCUUCUUCCUGCUCGGGUUACCGUGGAUCUUCGGUAUGCUGACGACCGGCACGGAGGAGAAGCUGUUCGCCUACCUCUUCUGUCUGACCGCACCGGUGCAGGGGUUCGUGCUGUUUCUGUACUUUGUCGUGAUGGAUCCGGUCGCACGCCGGCUCUGGCUGGUGCGGUUGCACCGCUGGACGUUCCUCACCAGCGGACGAUCCCAGCAGAAGGGCAGCAACCACACGGAUAUGGAGAAGGAAACGACUGCCACACGGAGCACCUCGCUCAACACGCAGCUCUAGAGGAGCCAGCCCCAUCUGCCAUUUGAUAGUAGACCGCUCGCCUGCUCGCUCGCAUGCUCUCUCUCUCUCUCUCACACACACACAUUCUUUCCCCGUUUUCUCUUUGUCGCUUACCUCGCCUAGUAAUCACCCCGGGAGCAGUUGGAACCGGGAUCCUCUGAGUUCGAUCUGCUGUUCGAUCUUUAAAAGAGAGUCCACUUGGGCUCUGUUUUUUGUUGUUGUGUUGCUUAACGAACUAAAAGGAACCGCACACACACACACACACACACACACACACCUCACGCACUCCAGUAACAGUUUACACGAACGCACGGCUGGCUCCUCGACGGUGUUCUGCGUCCACCUGACUGUGGACCUAAGGAGUAACUGAGCGACGCCCUUUCGCAAAUGUCGCUGCCGAGCCAAGGCACCACGCAACCGACACCACGAUCCGCCCGCGAGGGGUAGGAGAAGGGUUUUCGGAUUGGGAUACGGGACGACGGUACGACGGUUGACGCCACACAGUUAGAGAAGCGCAAAAGUUCGUUAGAAGCGCAAAAGUGAAAUACGAUUAUCCAAUCGAGCGGUCCGGAGCGGUCCUUUUCCCCCGGUGUCACUCCCCGGCAUUGUGGCCUCAUAUGAUACCCUUUCACGCACCCCCUUCCUCCCCUUCGAAUACGUCUGAUUACGGGACAUUAUUCAAUUUAUCCCUGCUGGAGCUGGAAGACCCCCCCGGAGAUGUGGUGGUAUGGGCAGGAAUUGAAGGAGAUUCAUUCGUUUAACCACUUCAGCACAGUACUCUUUAGCAGUAAUGGUGGUGCUGGUGGCCCUGUCACAUUACUACGCCGCCACCAAACGCCGCACGCCUCUGCUGCGCGAUAUCCGGCUGGUAUCCGCAUCGCCUUCAACGCGUCAAACGCGUCAAUCUUCAGUUCUCGUGACGUUUGUGUACUCGUGACGCUCAGCUCAGCGAGCCGCAAACAAUGCUAUGUUGUGAAGGUCCUAGAAGCAGAUCGGUGGGACACUGCCUAGUGCCACACACCAGAUUGCGCAAGAUAGUUUGCUUCUACGCUCCUGCGUAUCUGAGUAGCAAACCCUGAGCAAUUGCGAGACGUCGAGAGUUCAAUUGAGGCCCAUGUUGACGCUACUAACUAUGAGGGAGGUGUUGAAGGGGGGUGGGUGGGCACUACAGUAUAAUUGAAAUGGAGCCACUUCUGAACCACUCCGAGACGCCAAACCGGACGUGAUGGGUUCGUUUAACGCCAGCCUCCUCAUCCUCCUUCUGGUGAGUGCUUGUACUGUCAAGAAGCGAAGUGCAUUAACCAUUUCUCUGCGCUACUAGGCACACACACACACACACACACAAGCGCGUGCGCACGCGUGUUGAAGGACCAAUUUACGCAGCGUUUAGCUUAACUUUGUGGUUUUUUAGGGUUCUGAUUCAUGUUUUUCUCCCACAACGGCUACAAACGGCGCAGCAAACUAAGUAGUACAGCAGACAGCAAAUCUGUCAAAUGUCGAGGAUAGCAACAUGAAAGUGAUAUGCAUUAUUUUGACCAAAGGUAACUUAAUAUGUUAACCUAAUAAAUGCUACAAUGGCAGUGGUGUAAGGUCAGAGACAGACCGCCCCACCCGUGGACCAUUGUCUCCAUGCCUCGGGGCCAUUCUGUCACAACCAUGAUAAGAGAGUUAUCACAUCUGUCGCAGCAGCACCGGCGCCAGCCUCUUUCUAAUCUCGUAUAGCUGCAGGCUGCAGGCACUAGCCUCCUGAUAAGUAAGACCCAUGAUUGCUUGGCAAUGGGAUUAUCCCGCAGUCGAUCGAUCAUUGCAGUCGUUGCAUAGAACCACGCCCUGGUCCAUAUUUAUUCACUGAAGGGAAUCGCUGCGUGACCACGGUAACUGGAAGAAGAUUGAACUGAAGCUGAAGCAUCCCAGCACAGCAGGGGGUGCGUCAACAGCAGUAAACACCGUGCACCGUCUCGCGCCUCCUUCGUUCCCACAGGAUAACCGCAGCCUUGCCUUCUAUUUAAGCAAAUGAUGAUGCGUUUGUCCCGAUAGCGAGAGCUGGCGAUCGACCGAAAGAACCGAGACAGAAGACCCGCGGAGACACUCACAGCAAUGGGGCAAACGUCAUUCAACCGGCAGGUAGGCAGGUUUAGGUCAAACAAGAUAUAAACUCGUUUCGUUUCGGAUUUGCAUGAAGCACAACUACAACACACAGCAACAGGGGACCACAGAAGGUGGAAUAGGGAAGGAAAAAAAGAGCAAAACAGGAAGCAGAAGCAGAAUGCAAAAGAAAAAAAAAACACACACAUUUCUCUCCGAUCAAAGACCUCCGUCGUUGCUUCCGUUGCUCGCGAGAUCGGAGGGCGAGAGCGUGCGAAGAAUGGGCCCGAUAUUCGGAACCAAAUCAACCGGACCAACCUGGCCACGGUCAUCUAAACAUACGGUACGUCCGUUCUUAUAUGUGUUUAGAAAAAAUCUGGACGCGGCCAUGGCCUUGGUCCAUAUAUUGAACAAUGAAAUUGAAAUGUUAUAUUAAAAUAUUAUUUAAUAAAAUUAACAUAUUCGAUUGAAUAAUCUUG
Molecule: messenger RNA, 7061 nt
Organism: Anopheles darlingi
Lineage: Eukaryota; Metazoa; Arthropoda; Insecta; Diptera; Culicidae
Exons: 3
Coding region: 208-4497 (1429 amino acids)
Biological process (GO): cell surface receptor signaling pathway; G protein-coupled receptor signaling pathway
Cellular component (GO): membrane
Molecular function (GO): G protein-coupled receptor activity
Source: RefSeq, a predicted model, not a curated record